Messenger RNA from Girardinichthys multiradiatus, 1859 nucleotides. It is a transcript of the gene acta2, whose product is annotated as actin alpha 2, smooth muscle. The record is from RefSeq and is a predicted model, not a curated record. NCBI's taxonomy places the organism in Eukaryota, Metazoa, Chordata, Actinopteri, Cyprinodontiformes, Goodeidae. Bases 205 to 1338 code for a protein of 377 amino acids. The transcript has 9 exons.
GAGGAGGAUGAAGAGGAGGAGGCCCUGGCCUUGUUUGGAUGGAGGAUGGAUAGAGAAGGUGGAGGUUUGAUAAACUGCGAGGCAGCUCCUCAUACUCUCACUUCUGUCCUGCUCUGACUCCCACAUCAUCCCAGCAGGUCCUGCAGUGCCACGUGCGAGUCGCUCUUGUAGGUCUGCAGCUUGUCCACAGCGCCCCCUGCAGUCAUGUGUGAUGAUGAAGAGAGCACCGCUCUGGUCUGUGAUAAUGGAUCUGGUCUGUGUAAGGCCGGAUUCGCUGGAGACGACGCUCCCAGAGCUGUCUUCCCCUCCAUCGUGGGCCGGCCCAGGCACCAGGGAGUGAUGGUGGGAAUGGGACAGAAGGACAGCUAUGUGGGAGACGAGGCUCAAAGCAAGAGAGGAAUCCUCACCCUGAAGUAUCCCAUCGAACAUGGAAUCAUCACCAACUGGGACGACAUGGAGAAGAUCUGGCAUCACUCAUUCUACAACGAACUGCGAGUGGCUCCAGAAGAACAUCCCACCCUGCUGACCGAGGCUCCGCUCAACCCCAAAGCCAACCGAGAGAAGAUGACUCAGAUCAUGUUCGAGACUUUUAAUGUUCCUGCCAUGUACGUGGCCAUCCAGGCAGUCCUGUCGCUGUAUGCCUCUGGACGCACCACAGGUAUUGUCCUGGACUCAGGUGAUGGUGUCACCCACAACGUCCCAAUCUAUGAGGGCUACGCACUCCCGCAUGCCAUCAUGAGGUUGGACCUGGCUGGCCGUGACCUCACAGACUACCUCAUGAAGAUCCUAACUGAGCGAGGCUACAGCUUUGUUACCACAGCUGAGAGGGAGAUCGUGCGCGACAUUAAGGAGAAGCUGUGCUACGUGGCUUUGGACUUCGAGAAUGAGAUGGCGACAGCGGCUACUUCUUCUUCUCUGGAGAAGAGCUAUGAGCUUCCUGACGGUCAGGUGAUCACCAUCGGCAAUGAGAGGUUUCGCUGCCCAGAGACACUCUUCCAGCCAUCCUUCAUUGGUAUGGAGUCAGCUGGAAUCCAUGAGACAACCUACAACAGUAUCAUGAAGUGUGAUAUUGACAUUCGUAAAGACUUGUAUGCCAACAAUGUGCUGUCAGGCGGAACCACCAUGUACCCUGGCAUUGCUGAUAGGAUGCAAAAGGAGAUCACAGCACUAGCUCCCAGCACUAUGAAAAUAAAGAUCAUCGCCCCUCCUGAGAGGAAGUACUCUGUGUGGAUCGGCGGUUCCAUCCUGGCCUCCCUUUCCACCUUCCAGCAGAUGUGGAUCAGUAAGCAGGAGUACGACGAGGCUGGACCCUCCAUUGUCCACCGCAAGUGCUUCUAAAGAACCCACCCCCUUCUCCAGGUCUAUGUGCUUUGCAGCCUCCCCGCUGUUUCCAGCUUCAGCACUGUCUUUAUUUUAACCUGCACUGAGCACCAGUUACUACCCCCAAGGACCAGCAGCAGGAGCUCCUGACAGAAAGAGGUUGAGAGAUGCUGAAAGCUCCUGGCUGGGUCAGCAGUUAAUAGGGAAUUGAUGUUGGGUUUAAUGUUGGACUUUUUUCGUCAAAUUAGUAAAAAUACCCCCAUCUGCUCACCUUCAAACUGUGAAUCUGCUAUUUUGCCCUCCCUCUGCAACACCGUCCCUCACUCCAGUUGUGGCCCACCCAUUCCUCCUCCAUGUUGAUUCUGUUUUUGUUUAGAAAUAAAGCUUGACUGUUACCAGGGAGCAGAGCACACAUGCACUGCAUUACGAUGUCACAGUGUGUACGACAGGUGAUCAGGAGGCGUGGCCUCACUUAUGGUGAGUAAGCACCGUGGGCAUGACCGUCCAGAAAGAAAUAAAGAGCUCCAAUAAAACACAAA